CUACAAAAAACGUAACGUAAAAUCCAAUCCUCAAUCAAAUGGACAAUGGAAAAUAUGGAGAAAGGCCAAUAAUUUUGGCUAUGAAAGGCCAUCCAGGGACAGGUAAGAGCACACUUGCACAAUCCAUAGCUAAAACCCUCAAAUGUCCUCUUAUAGACAAAGAUCACUUCAAAGAUUGCACUAAACCUCUUCAACAAAUCACUAAAGCCACAAAACUCAUCAAUGACCUAUCAUACGACGCCAUGUGGCGAGUCGCCUCCGCUCAGCUAGACUUAGGUCUGAGCGUGGUGAUAGACUCGCCACUCUCCCGUCGAGCUCACCUCGACCGGAUCAUUGAGAUUGCAGAUCGUAGUGGGGCUCGGGUUGUUGUAGUGGAGUGCAAGCCGAGUGAUGAAGCUGAGUGGCGUAGGCGGCUCGAGCGGAGGAGUGAGCUGGUGGAAUAUGGCUCAAGCUGGCAUAAACCGUCCACGUGGCAAGAGAUGGAGAAGUUGUUGAAAGGGUAUGAAGGGUGUUGGGAUUAUGAUGUUGGGGUGGAGGUUCCAAGACUUGUUGUGGAUACAACAUGUGCUAAUGGGGUUGAACAAGUGGUCUCAAAUGUGUUGGAGUUUGUUUCUAAUGCAUGUGGUGCAAAAAAGAAACAAUUGUACACUAAUUAAGAAAUUACGGAUCGUUUGAUAGAGUUUACAUUGGAACUACUUCCUAUCCAAUGUUUGGUUUGGUAUAUUAAGAACUGUUCUAUCUUUACUCAUG
This is a messenger RNA of Solanum stenotomum, 750 nucleotides long. RefSeq lists its product as uncharacterized. The coding region runs from base 39 to 656 and encodes 205 amino acids. The transcript is spliced from 2 exons. Lineage: Eukaryota; Viridiplantae; Streptophyta; Magnoliopsida; Solanales; Solanaceae. The record is from RefSeq and is a predicted model, not a curated record.